UUUGCAAAACAAUAUUUAUCCAGAACAGUUUUGAUAUUGACCUUAUUACCAUAUCGUUCUACUGCAAUUUUAUUUUAUUUUCCCUUGAAAGUUCUGUUUCAUUUUCUGGGUUCCAUUUUGUGUGAGCAAUAAUGGCUGUUUCCUUUAUCAUAUCAAUACCCACUUGAUGUCAUUGAUUAUUCUUCUUUAACCUUGGCAACAAACGCUACUCUCACUCCUCUCUCUGCUUCUUUUAUUUUCCCACGCUAUGCCGCUUUUCUUCUUGGUUUUCUAUAUCAGAGUCUUAAGUUGGUUUUUGAUGCAGGUAGUUUAUCUGCUUGCACAUGUGUACUAAAAGGAUCAUCUUCUCUUUGUCUGCUUGUGUGUGGAUUUAUUGGUUUUCUUUUCAUUAACUCUUUGUUUGAAUCUUGGAUUUCUUAAACUCAUCCAUCUUGCUGGUCCUUCGUUGUUGCCUUUUUGAGCAAGUUUACUUUUUCAGUUUUCACCUUUACUUAUAACUGUGUGCAGGUUUCGUAGUUUUAUCAUUCAGAGAACCCGAUAGGAUCUUUCUUUCUCUCUCAGUUUCUUUGUUUUCUUUUUUCUUUUUCCUUUUUUUUUUUUUCCGAGAAACCUGUAUGCUCUUCACUUCUGUCUGUACGUCUCUCGUUUUACCCUGUUGAAGUUCUUGAACUGUUUCAGCAAAAAAAAAAAGUUUGGAUCAAUCAGGUAUUCAAAGUGUUGCUCUUUGCAUUUAUAUAUAUCAUCUUUCUAGUUUCUUCUCUCUUUGCAAUGCCUCCAACAUAUUUCCCUCUUCGGUGGGAAAGCACCGGAGAUCAAUGGUGGUAUGCUUCUCCAAUUGAUUGGGCAGCUGCUAAUGGCCACUAUGAUUUGGUCCGGGAGCUACUCCGGAUUGACAACAACCACCUUAUCAAACUUACCUCUCUGCGCCGGAUUCGUCGCCUUGAGACUGUUUGGGAUGAUGAAGAACAAUUUGAUGAUGUAGCCAAGUGCCGUUCUCAGGUUGCCAGAAAGCUCUUAUUUCAGUGUGAAUCCAAAAAAGGGAAAAACUCUCUGAUCCGGGCUGGCUAUGGAGGGUGGUUUAUGUACACGGCUGCCUCAGCUGGAGACCUUGGAUUUGUUCAAGAACUGCUUGAGAGAAACCCUCUUCUGGUUUUUGGUGAAGGAGAAUAUGGUGUUACUGAUAUUCUUUAUGCUGCUGCCAGGAGCAAGAACUCUGAGGUUUUUAGGCUGCUCUUUGACUUUGCAUCUUCACCAAGGUUUGUGACAGGAAAAGGUGGAGAGUUGGAGGAACAUAUAGGGGAAAUUCCUUCUGUUUACAAAUGGGAAAUGAUAAAUAGGGCUGUUCAUGCUGCUGCUAGAGGAGGAAACUUGAAAAUUUUGGAAGAGCUUCUUGCUAAUUGCUCUGACGUUUUGGCUUAUAGGGAUGUUCAAGGCUCAACUAUCCUGCAUGCUGCAGCUGGAAGAGGGCAGGUUGAGGUUCUGAAACAUCUUGUAGCAUCCUAUGACAUCAUCAACUCCACGGAUCAUCAGGGAAACACAGCACUACAUGUGGCUGCUUACAGAGGCCAAUUAGUAGCAGUUGAAGCUCUCAUAUCUUCAUCGCCUUCUUCCAUUCAUUCGACUAACAAUUUAGGAGAAACUUAUCUCCACAAGGCUAUAUCCGGUUUCCAAACUCAUGAUUUUCGGAGGCUGGACAAACAAAUCGAGCUUCUGAAGCAGUUGGUGUGUGGGAAGGUUUUUAACAUCCAGGACAUCAUCAAUGCCAAGAAUAAAGAAGAAAGGACUGCUCUUCACAUGGCCAUCAUUGGGAACGUUCAUUCCGAGUUGGUUCAGCUCCUGAUGACUGCUCAUUCCAUAGAUGUUAAUGUCCGUGAUGUGGAAGGCAUGACCCCACUUGAUUACCUCAGGCAACGGCCACGUUCUGCAUCGUCUGAUAUACUAAUCAGACAGUUAAUAUCAGCAGGGGGAAUGUUUGGUAGCCAGGGUUGCAAUGCAAGAAAAGUCAUUGCUUUGCGGUUGAAGAUGCAAGGCAGUGGAAGCAGUCCAGGAACAUCAUUUAGAAUUUCUGAUACAGAGAUAUUCUUGUAUACAGGGAUUGAGAAUGCAUCAGAUGGCAGUGCUGAUCAUCAUCAGGGAAGUCCUGGACAUAUGAGUUCUUCUUCUGUGGACAUGAGUGCUGAUGACACCAACAAUGAGAACCAUCAUAGACCAUCCAGCAGCAGUACAAAACCUGGUUCUGUAAACCAUGCAGCACAGCGAUUGAAACGUGUUCUGCGAUGGCCUCGUAUCAAAGAGAAAAGGCCUCAAAGAUUCAAGAAAUCAGCAGAGCAAGGUAAUUCAAUCGAGUCCAACAAGAUGAAGAACACCACUUCAGAUGGUUGUACUCCAACUCCCCUGCGCCAGAGAUUUUCCAAACCUCCAUCACUUCCUAAUAACAAAAGGACACUUUCAGUGAGGAGCAAUCAAUCAAGUCCCUCGGCCAAGAAGAAGUUUGCUUUGGGCCUAAAGCAUGGUGUUAUGCAGGCAAUGCCACAUAUAAGCGUUCCAGGUCGAUCUCGGUCUAGUUCAUUCUCAAAAUCGUCAAUUUCUUCACCCACUUCAUUGGAUAAGCAAAAGGGUAUUUGUAUUGAUGAUAAUGAUAUUGCUGGACCCUCUUGCUCAAAUCAACAAGUUGAAGUAGCUCAAAAUUUGAUCAAACAAGGCUCUGCUAGCAAAAGGCUGAGGAACCAGUAUUUCUGUUUUGGGGCAUCAGGAGUAUCGGUGAAAACCCCAGUUAGCAGGCAACAGCAUCAGAACCAAAGUUUGAAGCGUCCUGUUCCUGCAGUGGCUUGAUUUGACUUGAAAUAUAUGAAGUUUGGGGUCUUGCAAAGAAUCAAGGCAGAAAAGGAAUGCGAAAACUGCCUGGGAUUUGUGCAGAGCCACUAACAUAUAUAUAUAUAUAUAUAUAUAUUUAUAAGUGUAUAGGGGAAGAUGAGCAAGUUUCUUUAGCUGUUUCACUAGCAACUUCUUGUUGAAUAUGUGCACCCUUUGCCCUUUGGUUGUUUAUUUUGUGUAGUGGUAUAAUGUUCUCGUUGUAUUUUUAUAAUGUAUCCUGUGUGAUCAACUUCCUCAA
Molecule: messenger RNA, 3112 nt
Organism: Ziziphus jujuba (common jujube)
Lineage: Eukaryota; Viridiplantae; Streptophyta; Magnoliopsida; Rosales; Rhamnaceae
Exons: 2
Coding region: 769-2832 (687 amino acids)
Molecular function (GO): protein binding
Source: RefSeq, a predicted model, not a curated record